UUUUAAUUCCUUUGUCCUUUACCUUCGCUUUGAACCAAGUCGGCACUUAGAAAAAUUUUGCUUCAGUUUUCAAGAAUUAUGAACGGUGAAUCAAGCCUAUCUCUAAACGCCGAUGACGAGUUGAAGAGAAAAGCCGAGAAUGGAAGGCCUUCUCAUGGCGAAGUUAACCGGCUUAUGGGCGAGAGGCAAGUCACAUCACCAGGUCCUGAGAGAAAGAAGUUUAAAGUUGAUAAGAACAGUGUGAUCAAGAGUCCAGUAAGAAGUCCGUUAAAUAGCCCUAAGAUGGCAUCCAAAGAUGGAUCUAGAGAAAAACCUCCGGUGAAGUUAGUUAUUAAAAAGGAAGCCUUGUCACCUACUAAGAACCAUUCCAAGAAAGUAUCUCCUCUUUCCCCUAGUAAGAAUGUAAGCAUCAAGCAAGAACUCAAAUCUCCUGAAAAGAUCAAACCUAAAUCUUCCCAAACAGAGAGUGAUGAUGAUGAUGAUAUUCCUUUGGCCAAGCGAUUCAAUCAAAAAUCUCCAAAAGCARUAAAAACKGAAGCAAAGGCACAAAAGAACACAAGUUCUGGUCAUAGUUCUUCUGUGAAAAAAGAAAAGAUAGAUAAAAAGUCUCCAGUAAAGAAACCUGGUGUUUGUAGUGAUGACAGUGAUGAUGAACCACUGUCUAACAGAAUUGCAAAAGCCAAGAGGACGACACCAGACAACAAAACACCAUCGUCCUUAAAGAAAAUGAAAACAAAAGAAGAAAGAAAAAGGAAAAAGAGUACAAGUAGAGAUAGCGACAGUGAAGAUGACUACAAGCCACUGUCUAAGUUACCCAAAAAGAGUGCUGACAAAGCAGCAAAGAAGGGAGAAAAAGACAACAAAGUGAAAAAGAAAGUAAAAAAAGAAGAGGCAGUAGACAAGAAGUCCAAAACUGUCAAGAAGGAGAAUGAUAUAAAAACAGGAAAAAUGUCAAAGAAGAAGCAGAAAGAGGAGGAAGACAAGAAGGAUGUAUGGAAAUGGUGGGAAGAGGAGGAACACAAAGAUGGGAGAAAGUGGACUACUCUAGAGCACAAGGGYCCAUUUUUUCCGCCUGAAUAUGAACCACUGCCAAGUACUGUCAAGUUUUAUUAUGAUGGUAAACCAUUUAAACUUAGCCKUCAGUCCGAAGAGAUUGCUGGAUUUUAUGCCAAGAUGUUAGAGCAUGACUACACAUCAAAGGDUAUCUUCAAUAAGAAUUUCUUCCACGAUUGGAGARAAGAGAUGACUGACGAKGAGCGGCAAACUAUCAAAGAUCUUAAAAAGUGUGACUUUAAAGARAUGCAUAAGUAUUUUGAUGAGAAAAAUGAAGAACGCAAGAACAUGAGUAAAGAGCAGAAACAAGAAAUCAAAGAGAAAAAUGAAGAARUWUUAAAAGAAUAUGGCUUCUGCAUGAUGGAUUGUCAUAARCAAAGAGUAGGAAACUUUAAAAUUGAGCCUCCAGGCCUUUUCCGUGGACGUGGUGAUCACCCUAAGCAGGGAAAACUCAAGAAGAGGGUCAUGCCUGAAGAUGUUACUAUUAACAUUGGAAAGGAUACAGCUAUACCAAAAGCACCUGAAGGCCACAAGUGGAAAAAAGUUAUACAUGAUGAUAAGGUGACGUGGUUGGCAUGCUGGAUAGAGAAUAUCCAAGGAAGUUAUAAAUAUGUUAUGUUGAAUCCAACAUCUCGAUUAAAGGGUGAGAAAGACUGGAAGAAAUACGAGACAGCACGAAAGCUGAAGUCCUGUGUAGAAAGAAUUAGAGAAAAUUACAGAAAAGAUUGGAAAUCCAAAGAAAUGAGAAUACGACAAAGAGGUGUAGCUCUUUAUUUCAUUGAUAAGCUUGCUCUCAGAGCAGGUCACGAGAAGGAUGAUGACACUGCUGAUACUGUUGGCUGYUGCUCAUUACGAGUGGAACAUAUCAAACUACAUGACGAGUGGGAGGACAAGGAAUGUGUUGUUGAGUUUGACUUUCUGGGUAAAGAUUCUGUGCGUUACUGGAACUUUGUGCCGAUUGAAAAAAGGGCGUUUAAGAACCUCAAGCACUUCAUGAAAAGAAAGCAAGAGGGUGAUGAAUUGUUUGAUAGAUUAACUACAACCUCUUUAAAUAAGUAUCUAUCAGAAUUGAUGGAAGGAUUGUCUGCCAAAGUGUUCCGUACAUUCAACGCUUCAUUGACGCUACAAGAUCAGCUUCAAAAACUCACUGAACCCAACGAUAACGUUAACUCCAAAGUACUGUCAUAUAACCGUGCUAAUAGAGCAGUAGCUAUCCUAUGUAACCAYCAGAGAACCGUACCGAAGACAUUUGAGAAAUCGAUGAGAAAUCUUCAAGAGAAGAUCUCUGAUAAAAAGAAGACUAUCAAGGAGGCGAAAAAGGACUUGAAGGACCUGAAAGCCACAGCUAAAGAGAAGAAGGCGGAAUCGGCUGUAAAGUGAGUGUCUCCACGAUACAAUCCACAUCUCAUAUCGAGAGAGUUAUUAUCAAUUUUG
Exaiptasia diaphana is the source of this 2487-nucleotide messenger RNA. RefSeq names its product DNA topoisomerase I, mitochondrial. The coding region runs from base 79 to 2433 and encodes 784 amino acids. Gene Ontology annotation, molecular function: DNA binding; DNA topoisomerase type I (single strand cut, ATP-independent) activity. Lineage: Eukaryota; Metazoa; Cnidaria; Anthozoa; Actiniaria; Aiptasiidae. The record is from RefSeq and is a predicted model, not a curated record. Gene Ontology annotation, cellular component: nucleolus; chromosome. Gene Ontology annotation, biological process: DNA replication; chromosome segregation; DNA topological change. The transcript is spliced from 30 exons.